Molecule: messenger RNA, 2281 nt
Organism: Pseudomyrmex gracilis
Lineage: Eukaryota; Metazoa; Arthropoda; Insecta; Hymenoptera; Formicidae
Gene: eRF3
Product: eukaryotic peptide chain release factor GTP-binding subunit ERF3A
Exons: 7
Coding region: 284-2137 (617 amino acids)
Biological process (GO): nuclear-transcribed mRNA catabolic process, deadenylation-dependent decay; translational termination; translation
Cellular component (GO): translation release factor complex
Molecular function (GO): translation release factor activity; GTP binding; GTPase activity
Source: RefSeq, a predicted model, not a curated record
GUGCGGCAGCAGCGGAGCAGACCACGGGGCACGCAUGCACGCGGAAUAGUGAGUGAAUAUAUACGCGUGUACGCGAUACGUGUGUGUACGCGAGAGAAAAGUACUACAAAUAACUAUUUUUUUAAAAACCCCAUUUCGAACGCCCCGAUAUCCCGGUGUGUCGGAUCUCAGCGCGCGGCAGUGUGGUGAGGUGUGUCUCCUUGUGUCUCGAAAUCCUUCCUGUUAAUAACAUAACUCGUUCAGCUGUGUGGACCGGCUGCGUGUAUCGAAACAACUGUUUAACAUGGCGAACAGCAUAGCACCAGACUCGUGGGAACAGCAGGCGGACAGCAACGGCGAUAUUGUCGGCCCACCUACGUCGCAGGACAAAUCUAUCGACAGCAAAUUCUCCACCCUAAAUGUCAACGCUGCUGAAUUCGUGCCUUCAUUUGCCUGCAUCAACUCGCAGUCGUCGCAGAGCAGCACCGCGACGGCGGCAGCCAACAGCAGCAGCCCCUGCAAUGUCGCCGCCGUGAUGAAUACCGCCACCACCACUACUACCACCAUCACCUCCACCUCCACCUCCUCUUCCGUACCCGUCGAUGUACAUCACGGAAACACAACACCUGUUGUUCUAUCAGAUCCAGUUGAGGAACCUCCUGCUGGGGGAGGGGCUCCACCGCCGAAUGUUAAUGACCAACUAAAUACUAGCCCAGAUGAUCAACCUGCAGAUUCUUGGGAAGAAGCAGCUGUUGAUGGCGAUCCUUUGCUUACUCCUGAAAAUGAAGAAGCUGAUAAUGAAGAAGAUGAAGAAACAGUUGUUAAAGUACCUAAAAAGAAACCUGUCAAAAUAGCAGAAGACACCAAAAGCAAAAAGGAACACGUCAACGUUGUUUUUAUAGGGCAUGUUGACGCUGGUAAAUCAACUAUUGGAGGUCAGAUCAUGGCACUUACAGGAAUGGUUGAUAAACGUACUUUGGAGAAAUAUGAGCGAGAAGCGAAAGAAAGAAGUCGAGAAACAUGGUACUUAAGUUGGGCACUGGAUACAAAUCAAGAAGAAAGGGAAAAAGGGAAGACUGUGGAAGUUGGUAGAGCAUACUUUGAGACAGAACGAAAGCAUUUUACAAUAUUAGACGCACCUGGCCAUAAAAGCUUCGUACCUAAUAUGAUUGGCGGCGCAGCACAAGCUGAUUUAGCAGUACUUGUUAUUUCCGCGAGAAAAGGUGAAUUCGAAACCGGCUUUGAUAGAGGGGGUCAAACGAGAGAACACGCUAUGCUUGCUAAGACCGCGGGUGUCAAGCAUUUGGUUGUGUUAGUAAAUAAGAUGGAUGACCCUACUGUUGAGUGGGAUGAAGGACGAUACAAUGAAUGCAGGGAUAAGAUACUGCCAUACCUACGUAAAUUAGGAUUCAAUCCUGCAAAAGAUCUUACUUUUAUGCCAGUUUCUGGUCAACUCGGCAUUGGGUUAAAAGAUCCCAUACCGGAACAUCUCUGCAACUGGUACAGUGGCCCACCAUUUAUACCUUUUAUUGAUUCGCUACCGUCGCUGAAUCGUAAAAGCAACGGACCUUUUAUUAUGCCAAUCGUCGACAAAUAUAAGGACAUGGGAACAGUAGUUAUGGGCAAAGUCGAAGCGGGCGAAGCUAAAAAAGGACAGUCAUUGCUUGUUAUGCCAAAUAGAACAGCGGUAACGGUAGAUCAGUUAUGGUCAGAUGACGAGGAAGUGACGUCUGUUGGACCUGGAGAAAAUGUGAAAAUCAAGCUAAAAGGCAUUGAGGAGGAAGAUGUUAGUCCUGGAUUUGUCCUAUGCGAUAGUAACAAUCCUAUCAAGACCGGAAAGGUCUUUGAUGCUCAAGUUGUCAUACUGGAACACAAAAGUAUCAUUUGUGCGGGAUAUAGUGCUGUCAUGCAUAUCCAUUGUGCUGCGGAAGAGGUUACGGUAAAGGCGUUGAUUUGCUUGGUGGACAAGAAAACUGGCGAUAAAAGUAAAACGAGGCCAAGGUUUGUCAAGCAGGACCAAGUGGCUAUAAUGAGAAUCGAGUGCGCGGGAGUUAUAUGUCUUGAAAGAUUCAAGUUAUUCCAACAAAUGGGUCGCUUUACUCUUAGGGAUGAAAAUAAAACCAUUGCAAUUGGUAAGGUGCUGAAGGUCGUGGAGUAACUUGUUGCGUGUUAAAGCAGAUCAAUAAUAAAAAUGAUCAUUAUUUCAAUGUGACAAAUAUAUGACAAUGCAAGACACACACGAUUAUUAAACAAACCAAACGGGCAUGAUAAAAUUCUGGUGGAUAGUAAUAAUAAUGUAUCA